AUGAUGUGGGCAGCCCAUGGUGACAAAAUGCCAGAGUUUGAUAUGGUUGUAGCACAAGAUGGAUCGGGGGAUUUCACCACAAUAACCGAUGCCAUAUUUGCUGCUCCCAACUGCAGUUUCCGUCGAUACCGCAUAAAGAUUAGAGCCGGAACCUAUAACGAGAACAUCAUUAUUGGUGCAAAGAAGACAAACUUGACAUUAAUUGGUGAUGGAAUGGAUAGCACGCUAAUUACGUGGAGAAAGAGAAAGAGCUCUAGUGAAGUAAACUCAACAUACGGCACAGCAACAGUAGGGAUACAUGCUAAUGGUUUUGUUGCAAAAUUUAUAAGUUUCGAAAAUACGGCUGGAGCAGAAAACAAAAACGAGCAAGCAGUAGCAUUACUAAGUGCAUCCAACUACUCAGCCUAUUACAGAUGCAGGUUCAUUGGACUUCAAGACACGCUUUAUGCCAAAAAAGACAUCCAGUUUUUCAGAGAAUGUGAAAUCUACGGUACUAUAGAUUUCAUAUUUGGAGAUGCAAGAGUCGUAUUUCAAAAUUGUAAAAUCCUUGCCCGCAAGCCAUUUCCUGGGCAGUCGAACACUAUAACAGCUGAAGGAAGAGAAAGUGCUUUUGGCAUUGGUGGGUUUGUAAUUCACAACUGCACAUUAACUGCAGCGCCUGAUCUCCUUGCUUCAACAUAUCCAGUCAAAACAUACUUAGGUCGGCCAUGGAAAGACUACUCAAGGACAGUAAUUAUGGAGAGCUUCCUUGAUGUUCUUAUUGAAGUACAAGGCUGGUUGGAAUGGAAAGGCAAUUCAACAAGAUCAAACACAAUAUAUUAUGAGGAGUACAACAAUCGAGGGCCUGGUGCAGACACAAAUGAUAGAGUCAAUUGGCAAGGUUACAGGGUUAUUUCUAGCCCUAUGGAGGCUAUUCCGUUUACCGUGCGAGCAUUUAUCAGUGGUGAUGCAUGGAUUCCAUCUACAGAAGUUCCAUAUGAACCUGAUUUGAUCGAAAUGCCACUAUUUAUUACCAGUCUUGCAAGCCAGGAUCUCGCAAAAAAGACUAAUCUAGUGAUGAUGAAAUCCCUUCCAUUGGCUGUGGCUUUUGUGCUCUUGGUUUUCAGCCAAUCCUCAGGAAUAUUGGUGCGUGCAGAUUUGGUCGACGAUACAUGCAUGAAGACCGACAACCCUGUCUUUUGCACGUCGACUUUAAGGUCGGCGCCGGGCAGCGCCAGCACGGACGCGUAA
Corylus avellana is the source of this 1230-nucleotide messenger RNA. The record is from RefSeq and is a predicted model, not a curated record. Lineage: Eukaryota; Viridiplantae; Streptophyta; Magnoliopsida; Fagales; Betulaceae.